Molecule: messenger RNA, 464 nt
Organism: Paramecium sonneborni
Lineage: Eukaryota; Ciliophora; Oligohymenophorea; Peniculida; Parameciidae
Source: the annotation of a GenBank genome assembly
AGCAGUAAUAAAUUCCAAAAAUACAGCCUAUUGUUAAUAGAAUGAAAAAGUGUAGUUUAAUAAUGGAAAAAUAAAAAGGUAUACUAAUUCCAUAUUCUCCUGCAAAAAUAGCAUACAUAUCACAAGUAAAUAUAUUAUAUCUUUAUCUCCUAAUCAUUUAUCCACAACAAUCACAAUUUAUUAUUUUAGGAUUAUCUUUAAGAAAUUUCUUGUUUGGAUGAAUAUAAAAACUCUAAGCAUGAAUAAUUGCUUUUUCUAAUUAAGAUGGAAAUUAAAAAUUUCUACUUUAAGGUAAUUUUAUUUAUUCCAUCCAAGAAUCUACAUCUUCAAGUGUGAGUAAUUGUUUUAUUUUCCUAGCAGAAUAUCGAUCAGGCUCUUGAUUUUAUGAAUUUCUAUUCCUAUGAGCCUCAUUAAAAUCUAGAAUAUCAACUUAUUCAGCCAUUAUUAAAUUUAUAGAUUAGAAG